Dreissena polymorpha is the source of this 1036-nucleotide messenger RNA. Its product is annotated as opsin-5-like. Gene Ontology annotation, biological process: G protein-coupled receptor signaling pathway. NCBI's taxonomy places the organism in Eukaryota, Metazoa, Mollusca, Bivalvia, Myida, Dreissenidae. The transcript has 5 exons. Gene Ontology annotation, molecular function: G protein-coupled receptor activity. Bases 55 to 498 code for a protein of 147 amino acids. Gene Ontology annotation, cellular component: membrane. The record is from RefSeq and is a predicted model, not a curated record.
CCACAAAGAACAAAAAUAGAAGUCAAGAGCCUCAACAGCAACUCGGUAUGGGAUAUGAACAGCAGAAUGGCUCGCAAAAACCUGAAACUCGAGCGAAGAAUGUUGAAAAGCUGCGUCAUCAUGUGCGGCGUUUACUGGAUCGUGUGGACGCCUUACGCAGUCGUCUCUUUCAUCCAAGCGUUUGGCGACCCGGACAGCGUGCCGCUAUGGAUGGCGGAGCUUCCGGCGGCGGCGGCUAAGUCCCAGGGGAUCUGGAACCCUAUCAUCUACGUCGGCACCAAUAAGAAAUUCAGGAUGGCAUUUUAUCAGAGCCUGCCAUGUACCAGGUUGAGAGACUGGUUUGGGGUUCGGGAAGAGGAGUUGAUGUCUGAAGAUACGAAACCGGACGACAUGCCCGGUCAGUCCGCACCCGGGGCAAGCCAGCAAUCGAUAUCCAGUAUUAUUCCACGAGCCACUAACAAGGUCGUCCCUACCAUAGUAUGUACCACCGACGUGUAGCCGCACAAACUUCACAGUGGUAGUCUCCCAUGGAACCUCGCAGGAACUCUAUUGAUCUUUUACCACGAACAUCUAGUAUGCAUACAAACUCGCAGUGGCUUUCAUUCAGAUUCAUUUUGGCCGUUGUGUUAUGACGAUCCGAAAGCUCAUCAUCACGACAUCACUUAUGGUGUCCAAAUGCAAGAUAAUAUUUAAAAGUAAACGGUAACCCAUUUAUAAUCAAUUCAUAGAUGACUAUUGAAAAAUACUUAAUUUGAUCGAGUUUUUUUAUUAUUCGAGCCUAAAAAAGGAACGUUCUUCUUUAAGAUUGCUUUGAAUUUAGAUAGAAAGAGAUUGCAUGGAUUAUAGCUGAUUAUAGAUUUAAUUACAUGUAGCUAGGCACAUCGAUAAAUACGAGUCUGCAUAAUCGGUUUCAUUCUUACUUUGGACGCAUGCCUCAUCUCUUAAGUUUAUGUGUUAUAUUGCUGUAUUUCUGUUUUUCCCCGCUGUUAUUUAGUUUUCCAUGACAUGCGGUCAAAUAUAUUUUAUGCAUACGGUA